CAUAAACCAUGUGUGGCUGCAUCUACCUGGGAGAAGCGGCACCUGUUUCUAAUUUGCACAAAGAUACGUUUGCCUUUCUCUCAUGGCUUCUUUCUUAUUAACCCUAUUCUGCCUUCUCAGGUCUCUGCUAUUCUGUCGAAAAAGGAGGAGAAAAUGACCAAGUUACAGGAAGCAGUGACAUUCAAGGACGUGGCUGUGGUCUUCACUGAGGAGGAGCUGGGGCUGCUGGACUCCACCCAGAGGACACUGUACCGAGACGUGAUGCUGGAGAACUUCAGGAACCUACUCUCAGUGGGACAUCAACCAUUCAAACCAGACUUGAUAUCCCAGUUGGAGAAAGAGGAAAAGCUUUUGAUGAUGGAGACAGAAACCCAAGGAGAUGAGGGUUCCGGUGACAAGAGUCAACAGAAGAUGGAGAGUAUUCAAGAAGUGGGAUUAAACUACCUUUCCGCCAAAGAGCUUUCCCCCUGGCAGACCUGGCAACAGGAUGCAAGCAGAUUAACCAGGUGUCAGCAUUCCGUGAGAAAUACUCAAGAGGGUAGUUUUCAGUUACAAAAACAACGUGAUUCCCCUUGCCAGGUUUGGGCAGGAAUACCAAUUCAGAUUUCUGAAGACGAGAACUAUAUAUUGACUCAUAAAGAGAAUGGUUCCAAUUAUAUAAAAAAUCAAGACUUUCCAUCUUGGAGAGCCCUGCAUUCUUGGAGGAAAAUGUAUCUGACUGAGUCACCCAAUUAUCAGUGUCGAUGUCAGCAAAUUCUCAUGAAAAAUAAUUUCUGUAACUGUGACGGCAUCAGUUGGGUCCCAUAUCACAAUGACAAUCUGGGAAUACACGAGACAGAAAAAAAUUACAGCUGCCAUGAUUGUGGAAAAGACAUCAUGAAGGUAUCAUUACUUAAUCAGGACUUAAUUCCAACAAGAUAUAAGCCCUACUGGGGUAAUGAGUAUAGAAAAGCCUUCAGUGAUGUCACCAGCUCUAAAGUUCAUCAGUGGUUACACUUAGAAGGGAAGCCCCAUACAUACAGUCAGUGUGGAAAGGGCUUCAGUUAUAGCUCAGUUCUUCAUAUUCAUCAAAGUGUUCAUAGAGGAGAUGAUUGUGUUAUUGAGAGGUCACAUCUACAGUCUCAUCAGAGAGUGCAAACAGAGGAGAAACUGUGUAAAUGUGAAAAUGGUAAGAACUUCAAUCAGUAUUCCUCUCUUAACACUUAUGAGCUUACUCACGCAGGAGAGAUGUCCAGUAGAUGCAACAUUUGUGAUAAAGCUUUGAGCCAUAGCUUAGACCUUAGUAGUAUUUUUAGGGUCCAUACUGGGGAGGAACCCCAUGAAUAUGAAGAGAAUGGAUAUGUCUUUGAUCAGAGCUCAUGUCUUCAGAAAAUCCACACUGAAGGGAAGCUAUACACAGGUGUGGAGUGUGGGAAGAGCUUCAUUUGUAGUUCAAAUCUUAACAUUCAGCACAGAGUUCACAUAGAAGAGAAUCUCUGUAAUUCUGAGGAGGUUGAUAAUGACUUCAGUGUGGCCUCACAUUUUCAGGACCUUCAGAUAGUCCACACUAGGGAACAGCCAUACAAACAUUAUGCAUGUGGUAACACUUUCAGUCAAAUUUCAUAUCUUCAGGGCCCUCCGAAAAUCCAUGUUGGAGAGAAACCUUAUAAGAAGUAUGAAAAUGGCUUGAACUGGAGUUCAAAACUUAAAGAUCAUCAGAGAGUUGACACUGGAGAGAAGCCAUACAAAUGCGAUGCGUGUGGUAAAGGUUUCAGUCAUAAAUCAGUUCUUAAAGUUCAUCAGAGAGUCCACACAGGAGAGAAACCUUAUAAAUGUGAGGAGUGCAGUAAGGAAUUCAGUCGGAGUUCAUACCUUCAAGCUCAUCAGAGAGUCCACACUGGAGAAAAGCCAUACAAAUGUGAGGAGUGUGGGAAAGGAUUCAGUCGGAAUUCGUACCUUCAAGGCCAUCAGAGAAUCCACACUGGAGAAAAACCAUACAAGUGCGAAGAGUGUGGUAAAGGCUUCAGUCGGAGUUCACACCUUCAAGGCCAUCAGAGAGUCCACACUGGAGAAAAACCGUACAAAUGUGAGGAAUGUGGGAAGGGAUUCAGUUGGAACUUUAACCUUCAAAUUCAUCAGAGGGUUCACACAGGAGAGAAACCUUAUAAAUGUGGAGAAUGUGGUAAGGGCUUCAGUAAGGCCUCAACUCUUCUGGCCCAUGAGAGAGUCCACACAGGAGAGAAGCCAUACCAGUGUGAUGAGUGUGGUAAGAGCUUCAGUCAGAGAUCAUACCUUCAAAGUCAUCAGAGUGUUCAUACUGGAGAGAGACCAUAUAUAUGUGCUGUGUGUGGGAAGGGCUUCAGUCAGAGAGCAUAUCUUCAAGGCCAUCAGAGAGUCCACACAAGAGUGAAGCCAUAUAAAUGUGAGAUGUGUGGGAAGGGCUUUAGUCAGAGUUCACGCCUUGAAGCACAUCGGAGGGUCCACACAGGAGGGAAACCAUACAAGUGUGAGGUAUGUGCGAAGGGCUUCAGUGAGAGUUCACGCCUUCAGGCACAUCAGAGGAUCCACACAGAAGGAAGGCCUUAUAAAUGUGAACAAUGUGGUAAGGGUUUCAGUGGGUAUUCAAGUCUUCAAGCCCAUCACAGAGUCCACACUGGGGAGAAACCAUACAAAUGUGAGUUAUGUGGAAAGGGCUUCAGUCAGAGAUCCAACCUUCAAGCUCAUCAGAGAGUCCACACAGGAGAGAAACCAUUUGAAUGUGAAGCAUGUGGUAAGGGUUUCCGUUGGAGCUCAGGUCUUCUAAUUCAUCAGAGAAUUCAUAGUAGUGAUAAAUUCUAUAAAAGUGAAGAGUGCAGUAAGGAUUAUCCUUCAUCCGACAAUCCACAAUACAGGAAUGAAGUUCUGUAAAAUGAUGUUUUGUUUUGUUUUAAGCCUUCAAAUGGGAUCCGAAAUU
Trichechus manatus latirostris (Florida manatee) is the source of this 2932-nucleotide messenger RNA. RefSeq names its product zinc finger protein 112 (gene ZNF112). The record is from RefSeq and is a predicted model, not a curated record. Gene Ontology annotation, biological process: regulation of DNA-templated transcription. The transcript is spliced from 4 exons. Gene Ontology annotation, molecular function: DNA-binding transcription factor activity, RNA polymerase II-specific; RNA polymerase II cis-regulatory region sequence-specific DNA binding. Bases 154 to 2886 code for a protein of 910 amino acids. NCBI's taxonomy places the organism in Eukaryota, Metazoa, Chordata, Mammalia, Sirenia, Trichechidae.